CCCGGGGGCCCGGAUGGAGCCGGCCCCGGCCCCGGUCCCAUGGCACCGCCCGCAGCGCGCCUGGCGCGGCUCUCCCGGGCCGUGUCCUUCAGCGCCUGCCACCGGCUGCACAGUAAGUCCCUGAGCGACGAGGAGAACCUGAAGCUGUUUGGGAAGUGCAAUAAUCCGAAUGGCCACGGGCACAACUAUAAAGUUAUAGUCACUGUGCGUGGAGAGAUUGACCCAGUCUCGGGAAUGGUUAUAAACCUGACAGACCUGAAAGAAUAUAUGCAGCAGGCUAUCAUGGAGCCGCUUGACCACAAAAACCUGGAUAAAGACGUGCCCUACUUCGCCGAGGUUGUGAGCACCACGGAGAACGUGGCAGUAUUCAUCUGGGAAAACCUCAAGAAGCUCCUGCCCAUGGGAACUCUCUACAAAGUCAAAGUGUACGAAACGGACCAGAACAUCGUUGUUUAUAAGGGAGAAGAAGCAAUCUCCGAGAAGUGAAAUGAACUAACUCCGCUGGUCAGAAGCUCUGCUGCCUCGUCACGUCAGUGAUCACUUCGGCCCUGCUCCCUGUGCCUCUAAGGCCUAGAUGUCCACUAUGUAUUACACAAGGACCAGUGUAGGUACUCUACAAAAAUCCUUGCGGCAGUCUAGCAGUCUGGGCUCUCAGAAUUUGUUGAUUUGUCUGCCUUUUCCCAAGACAUUCCUGUUUCAUAAAACCAAAAAGCUGAUGUGAAAUUUGCAGUUGUACCACGUUAAAUAAAGCAGCUUUCUAGCAAGGA
This is a messenger RNA of Cygnus olor (mute swan), 767 nucleotides long. RefSeq names its product 6-pyruvoyltetrahydropterin synthase (gene PTS). The transcript is spliced from 7 exons. Gene Ontology annotation, cellular component: mitochondrion. Lineage: Eukaryota; Metazoa; Chordata; Aves; Anseriformes; Anatidae. Gene Ontology annotation, biological process: tetrahydrobiopterin biosynthetic process. Bases 40 to 486 code for a protein of 148 amino acids. Gene Ontology annotation, molecular function: 6-pyruvoyltetrahydropterin synthase activity. The record is from RefSeq and is a predicted model, not a curated record.